This is a messenger RNA of Acipenser ruthenus (sterlet), 2343 nucleotides long. Its product is annotated as UDP-glucuronosyltransferase 1-2-like. The record is from RefSeq and is a predicted model, not a curated record. The transcript has 5 exons. NCBI's taxonomy places the organism in Eukaryota, Metazoa, Chordata, Actinopteri, Acipenseriformes, Acipenseridae. The coding region runs from base 146 to 1723 and encodes 525 amino acids. Gene Ontology annotation, molecular function: UDP-glycosyltransferase activity.
UCUGGUAAGAUAACCGUCUCACUCAGUUACACACAUACAUAUAUCAGACAAGCAGUGGUGGAAAAGGCAGUACUCGCACUCCUGUGCUUUCCUGUGCUUUCAUGCUCCAAGAGUUUUCAAAUCCUUCAGCACAUUCCCCUGCAGCAUGGGGCGAGCAGUCUGCUAUCCAGCACGGGGGUUGCUGCUGUUACUCGCUGUGCUGUGGUCUGCCGAAGGAGGCAAGCUUCUAGUAGUGCCCGCGGAUGGCAGUCACUGGCUCAGCAUGAAGAUCCUAGCAGAGGAAUUGGGCCAGAGGGGGCACGAGGUGGUGGUCCUCGUGCCAGAAGCCAGCAUUCUGAUCAAGGGCUCAGAUUUGUACAAGACUGUGAUGUUUGCAGUGCCAUACAGCAAGGAAGAGGUAGCGGGCAAUAUCGGAAUGCUGAGGGACAGCGUCUUUCACAAUGGAUCACACCAGGAAGGGCUCCUGAUUAACAUGGAGAGGAUUCAAAUGUUCCAGGUCUUCCAGGCCAGGGGCUGCGAGAGUCUCCUGUAUAACGCAAAGCUGAUGGCGCAGCUGGAGCGGGAGGAGUUUGAUGCCUUACUGACGGACCCCUUCCUGCCUUGCGGGGUGAUCAUCGCAGAGAAGCUGGCUGUCCCGGCUGUGUUCUUCCUGCGAGGGGUGCCAUGCGGGAUGGACAAAAUGGCAGCUCAGUGCCCCUCACCCCCAUCGUUUGUCCCCAGGGACUUCACCGAUAACACGGACCACAUGACGUUUCCCCAGAGGGUGCAGAACCUCCUCUCAGCCUUGUUGCAGCCGAUGCUCUGCAGAAUAAUCUACUCCAGCUUCGACGAGUUGGCCAGCCGCUACCUGCAGAGAGACAUCUCCUUCCAAGAGCUCAUGAGCCACGGCGCAGUUUGGCUGCUGAGAUAUGACUUCACCUUUGAGUACCCCAGGCCGCUGAUGCCCAACAUGGUCCUCAUCGGCGGCAUCAACUGUGGAGUCAAGAAGGGCUUACCUGUGGAGCUGGAGGAGUUUGUGAACAGCUCCGGAGAGCACGGCUUUGUGGUCUUCACCCUGGGUUCCCUGAUUUCAGAGAUGCCGCUGGAGAAGGUCAAACAGUUUGCAGAGGCCCUGGGCAAGAUCCCACAGAAGGUUAUAUGGCGCUUCACUGGACCCACACCUGAAAACCUCUCUGCAAACAUCAAACUCAUGAAGUGGAUGCCACAGAAUGAUCUUCUGGCACACCCCAAGGCUCGUGUCUUCAUGACACACGGUGGGACACACGGAAUCUACGAAGGAAUUUGCAACAGCGUUCCCAUGGUGAUGCUGCCUCUGUUUGGAGACCAGGCUGAUAAUGUGCAGCGCGUAGCGUCCCGGGGAGUGGGUGUGGUCCUCAACAUCCACGACAUGACAUCACAGAGCCUGCUAGACGCACUUAACACUGUCAUCAACGACAAGAGCUACAAAGAGAACACGAUGAGACUGUCUACAGUGCACAAGGACCGCCCCAUAGAACCCAUCGACCUGGCAGUUCAUUGGACAGAGUUUGUGAUGAGACACAAGGGGGCGGAGCAUCUGAGACCGGCGGCUCAUGACCUCAACUGGAUCCAGUACCACUGCCUGGACGUGAUCUGCCUUUUGGUUGUCAUAGUGAUUGCUGUUACCUUAGUUACGGUUAAAAGUUGCGUAUUUUGCUUUAGAAAAUGCUGCAGAAGAUCCGAGAAGAAGAGGAAGUCUGACUAAGUAAUAACAAGGGACAGGGGUUGAUUAACAUGAGAUAAUCACACCCCUAAAGGUGUUCAGGGUGUAAAGAUCUGUGGCAAUGCGCCCCGCCCCUGUGUGCAUUUGUGUGUUGUGUGUUGCGUGCGUGUGUUAAUGUUGGUGUAUAGAUUGGUACACGGGAUAUAAACGGGUCUGUGUUUCACGUGUAUUUAAAAAGUGUAGAUUUGUAUUUAGGCACGAGGAGAGCACAAAUCACUUCACGUGCUGGUUAAAUGUAAUAUGUGAGCACGGGGUUGCACAGAAUUAAUUCACGUGCUGGGAUUCAAGUGAAUAAUUAAUUAGUAAUUGAAUCCCAGCACAACAGUAUAUAUAGAUGCACGUUUCUUUCACUCAGGGUUAGGUGUUCAGAGAGUGGAGAACGGGUGAGAGAGGAGUAAAUCAUUAAGAGCGUAAAUAUAGUAAGUGUUUUGUUUGUACUCACCGCGUUUGUUCGUCUGUCCUGCACCGUCUAUUUAGUGUUUAGUCCGUUUUGUCUGUCUGUUUAUUUUGGCUAUAGUGCCGUGUCCUGUUUUUGUGCUGUUUGAAACCUUUUAUUUUGUUAAUAAACGCUGAGUGCAGCCAUUGCACUCAGCUCAUCACAA